Molecule: messenger RNA, 1032 nt
Organism: Bufo bufo (common toad)
Lineage: Eukaryota; Metazoa; Chordata; Amphibia; Anura; Bufonidae
Gene: FOXD1
Product: forkhead box D1
Exons: 1
Coding region: 1-1032 (343 amino acids)
Biological process (GO): anatomical structure morphogenesis; cell differentiation; regulation of transcription by RNA polymerase II
Molecular function (GO): DNA-binding transcription factor activity, RNA polymerase II-specific; RNA polymerase II cis-regulatory region sequence-specific DNA binding
Source: RefSeq, a predicted model, not a curated record
AUGACUCUGAGCUCUGACAUGACCGAUGCCUCUGCCCUGGCGGAUGAGACCGACAUAGACGUGGUGGGAGAGGACGAGGAGCCCCGGGGCUGCCACUAUGCUCAGGAGGAAGAGGAGGACGACGACGAGGAGGUGGUGGUGGCAGAGGAGCUGCUGAUGCCCAGGUCCCCCCAGUGCUCCUCCACCAAAGAGCCCUCAUACAAGCCAGGGAGCGGCAAGACCACCCUGGUGAAGCCCCCCUACUCCUACAUUGCCUUAAUCACCAUGGCUAUCCUGCAGAGCCCCAAGAAGAGGCUGACCCUCAGCGAGAUCUGCGACUUCAUCAGCCAGCGCUUCCCCUACUACCGGGAGAAGUUCCCGGCCUGGCAGAACUCCAUCCGACACAACCUGUCCCUCAACGACUGCUUCAUCAAGAUCCCCCGGGAGCCGGGCAACCCUGGCAAGGGAAACUACUGGACCCUGGACCCAGAGUCCGCCGACAUGUUUGACAAUGGCAGCUUUCUCAGGAGGAGGAAACGCUUCAAGAGGCAGCAAACCCCAGAGCUGCUCCUCAGGGAGCCUGGUCACUUCCUUCCAGCCUAUGGCUAUGGACCCUACAGCUGUGGCUAUGGCAUCCAGCUACAGCCCUACCACCCACAUUCUGCCUUGAUUGCCUUCCAGUCCCAACACAGACAGCCAACCAAUGCCCCUGCCAUGCCCACCCCACCCCUGCUGCCAGACUUGCCUAGGACCUGUACCUUCUACCCUCACCAGCUCAACCCAGCACUUCCAGCCUCCAUCCAGACUGCCAAGAGCUCAGCACUCAGCCGCUCCUCCACCUUCUCCAUCGAGAGCAUCAUAGGUGGUGGUGGUGGGGACAUGAGCCCGGUCCAAUGCAGCAACUCUUCUUCCAAAGCAUCUGGGGUCCCUGUGAUCUCCAGGGCCCUGGUGACUUUCUCCAACUCUCCUGCUGCCUCUUUAGGUGGGGGCCUGCAGCCUGGAACAAUCCUUACCAAUGGGGAACCUUAUACCACUAGGAUUGCAAACUCUUAA